CUCUGUGACACAACGGCUUCCUAGAGAAACAGAUUAAUUUGGUUAACAAAUUUAAGGCAAACAAAUGAUUCUAUAUGGCUUUAAUACCCAUAAUUAUAAUAAUGGUUUUGCCCGUUGGGGUAUUCUCCAAAAUCUUAUAUAAGCACCAUUUUGUCUCCACAUCCAAUACAUCCAAGAAACUCAUCACAGACAACUCUUUCUUACUCUCAGCUUACAUCUUUUCCAACCUUUCUUUUCAAAAACUCUCUACUACAAAAUACUACUUUUAUACUUGUUAUAUUUGGGCAACUCCGGUUCGUGGCUUUGUUCAUAUCCUUCUAGUGGACGUGACCAUUGGAAGAGAAAGUUUGAGAGCAUUUCGGGUUGAAUCUUGGAGUCACUAUAAUCCAUCAACACCUUCACGUAGGAGAGGAUUAGUGGCUUUAAGACAAUGCAUCGUGCCUCCCGAUUGUAUCUUAGGCCAGCUUUCCUUUUACUCUUUUCCUCAAUAUUUAGCUGUUAGUUUAUGCUCUCAAUUUUAAAUUGCUCUGCCGAUUACUCUAUACGCAUGCUUUGUUUUAUUCAUGCUACAUGUUAUUUGAUUUAAUAAUUAUAAAAUCUCAGUUAAUGUGCAAGUGCUCUAACAGUUAAAGCCACUAUCUCUUUAUAAUACAAAACAGUAUUCGAAAGUAAGCUUCCUGUUUUGUUUCUAAAUUAGAUUGAGUUCCAAUCAUAUAUAAUACCAGUUUUGUGUGCAACAGAUUACUUGUAGGACAUAAGGGAUCAAAACUGAAAUGGCGAAAAUAGAUGAAGCCAACGCUGUUAAGCUCGAGAAAUUUAGCGGUGAACAUUUUAAGAGAUGGCAAACUCAAGUGCGUUAUUGGCUUACCGUGUUGGGGUUAUAUUCUGCAAUAGAUGACAGUGAGUCUUCCCAAGGUUCAUGGAUGACUAAGGAACAAAUAGAGUACCACUGCUACCAUAGAAUUCUUAGUGUCCUUUCGGACCAUCUUUAUGAUGUCUAUUUAACUACCACUGAAAAAGCAAAAGAACUUUGGGAUCUACUUGAGGCUGAAUAUGGGUUAGAUGAUGCCGGAGUUAUUAGGUUCGCCGCGUCUUCGUUUAACAACUACAAAAUGAUAGAUGGAAAAUCCAUAGGUGAUCAAAUCCAUGAGUUUAAAGAACUUUUGAAGGGUGCUAAAAAGAGUGGAACCACGUUUAGCGAAGACUUCAAAGUGUCGUGUCUAAUUGAUAAACUACCACCUUCCUGGUCGGAUUUUGCUCUGUCCCUUAGACACAAACAAGGAGAACUUACUAUGACACAAACCAUAAACACCCUUAGAGUGGAAGAAAAGCAUAGGGCUGUUUUGGUUGCUAAACCAGAAGAGAGAACACCCCGAGUCAAUAUUGUUGACACCCAUAAUAGGAAUAAUAAUCACUCCUAUCAUAAUAGAAAUAACCACCACCACAGGUCCCAUAAUUCUCACCGAAGAAACAAUCUCAGGCCUAAGGGAGGAAAUUUCAAACCAAAUAGGUUCAACCAAAAUAGGGACCAACACCAAAGCCAAAACCAAAACCAAAACCAAAACCAAAACCAUUAACCUAGAGAUAAACCCAAGAAUAAAAGGGAAGGAGGCAAUGCUUGUUUCGUGUGUGGAAGGACCAACCAUUUUGCUAGAGACUGCUACUACAAAAAGACUGAGCCAAUGCAAAAAUCAAGGAAUCCAAGAGAUCAAGUGAAUGUGCUAGAAGAGAAUAAAGCCGAACCAUUUUUUAGGAAUCAAGUGGAGGAUGUGUGACUCUAGGAAAUAAUUCAACCGCACGAGUUCAUGGGAUUGGAGAUGUGGAAUUGAACAUGACAUCAGGGAAAACUUUGGUUCUUAGAGAAGUGUGGCAUGUUCCGGAAGUUAGAAGGAAUCUAGUUAGUGGGUCUAGUUUAGUUCAACAAGGUUAUAAAGUUGUUUUGGAGUCUAGUCAAGUUGUUAUAACAAUGAAUGAUGUCUUCAUUGGAAAAGGUUAUGUUACUGAUGGUUUAUUCAAAUUGAAUGUUAUUUUUGAAGUCAAUAAAAUCUCUCCUCACGUUUGAAUAUUGAAUCUUGUGAUGUGUGGCAUGGACGGUUAGGACAUGUAAGCUUAAAAAAAAUGAAAAGGAUGAUGGAUUUGAAUCUUGUUCCCAGGUCAAGAUUGGGUUUUAAGCAAAAGUGCGAGAUAUGUGUGCAAGCCAAACAAACAAGAAAACCACAUAAGAGUGUAGAGAGAAAUACUCAACUUCUAGAGUUAGUCCAUAGCGAUGUGUGUGACUCAGCUAAGCCACCUGCAAGAGCCGGAAAUAAAUAUUUUGUAACUUUUAUUGAUGGUUGUUCGAGGUAUUGUUUUGUGUAUCUUAUUCAAACCAAAGAUGAGUUCUUUAGCAAGUUCAAAGUUUACAAGGCAGAGGUAGAAAAUCAGAUAGAAAGAAAAAUAAAGGUUCUUAGGUCUGAUAGAGGAGGAGAAUAUACUCUAGGAGAACUUACUACUUUUUGUGAAGAGUGUGGAAUAGUACAUGAAGUGACACUGUCUUACUCACCCCAGUCUAAUGGAGUAGCCGAAAGGAAAAAUAGAACCCUUAUGGAUAUGGUAAAUGCAAUGUUGUUAAGUUCUGGAUUACCUAAGAGUUUUUGGGGGGAAGCUAUACUUCAUGCAUGUUUUAUUUUAAAUAGGAUAAUCGUGAAGGAUAAUGACAAAACCCCUAAUGAAAUUUGGAAGAAAAGAACUCCCAAUCUUAGUUUCUUGAGAGUGUGGCGGUGUUUAGCUAAAGUGUGCAUUC
Molecule: messenger RNA, 2782 nt
Organism: Rhododendron vialii
Lineage: Eukaryota; Viridiplantae; Streptophyta; Magnoliopsida; Ericales; Ericaceae
Exons: 2
Coding region: 774-1577 (267 amino acids)
Source: RefSeq, a predicted model, not a curated record